Messenger RNA from Melanotaenia boesemani (Boeseman's rainbowfish), 1625 nucleotides. RefSeq lists its product as uncharacterized. The record is from RefSeq and is a predicted model, not a curated record. Lineage: Eukaryota; Metazoa; Chordata; Actinopteri; Atheriniformes; Melanotaeniidae. The transcript has 7 exons. Bases 359 to 1015 code for a protein of 218 amino acids. Gene Ontology annotation, molecular function: ubiquitin-protein transferase activity.
GCUGUGAAUAGAGCAUGGUUGCACCUGUGUGUUUUCCCUUGUGAAUCAAAGGCCAUCCUUCUGGUUAAUCCUUCAGAAAGCAAUAGCUUUUCACUCCGAUUCACUGCUGCCACUGUGACCCACUUUGUGAGUGUGUAAAGUGAAUAAAGGAGCAAGUGCGCUCGCUAUCCUGGCUCAUGAAAAGGAGCUUGGCUGGCUGUUUAUCUAUGUCAACACUUUGGAAGUUUAACACAUAGUGCGAACAGUACAACAGGACUACAUAUAUUAAUGAUAUGUUAAAUUUGUCAAACCUUAAUAUUGAAUUAUAGGAGAUACUGCUAUUGGAGAGGGAGUCACUCGCUUUUUCAUUUCUACAUGUAUGGAAAAGCUAAAGUCUGGGUUUUGUAUCAGUUUUGGAAACUCCAAUGUUACACGGCUUUUUGAAGGAGAGCCUGGCCAUUUAGUUCCCUCAGCCUCUCACUUUCUUGUGGAGAGUGAUAUGUUCCUUGUGGCAGGCAGAAUGGUUGACCACUCCUUUCUUCAUGGAGGACCUUGCUUGUCUGGACUCAGCCCUGCUGUUCUUCAUGUCCUGCUUGGUGGGAGCCCUGAAACUGUAACAGUUACACUAGAGGACUGCCCAGACCUGGACAUUAGAGAGACAAUCAAGCUUCUUGAAGGUGAAACAAAACUCUCUGAUGCUGAAAGAACGAGUGUCCAGGACUUGGCUUAUGCCUGGGACCUCCCUUCCCUGACUGAGAAUAAUCGAAAAUGGCUUUUUGAGAAGCUAUUGAUCCAUGCUGUCAUUGGGCGUGUCACAAGACAGGUUAAGCAGCUGAGACGAGGUCUUAAAGAAACCCCAUUGUGGACAGUGCUUACCAAGCGACCUGACACAGUAGGCUUGCUUUUUCCACGUGAGGGAAUAGGCAGCAUUUGUCCUGAGGUAUUUCUUCAACGCAUCACUUGGCCAGCAAAGGAGGAUGAUGAAGAUGAUGAUUGGUCAGGUGAAACCAAAUGCCACAUCUCAGGGUAUCUUUGAGAGUUCAUUACAAAUGGAACAACAACAGAUCUGAUGACCCUGGUCAAAUUCUGGACCUGAUGGGAGAUUCUUCCAACAACUCUCUCUGUGGAGAUAGUCAAAGGUAGAUAUCCCACAGCCUCCACCUGCUACAAGACCUUUCGAAUUCCUGGAGACUACAAGGAUUACAUGUCUUUUAAGAGUGAUAUCCUUGCCUGUAUCAGCACUUGCAGUACAGGAUUUAGUCUUGUGUGAGCUCCAAAUUUUGUUCGUUCUCUGUUUUCCCAAAAAGAUUGUUGCAUUAAGAAUUCUGGAGUAGCUUAUUGUUAACAUGGUGUUAUUUGUUAAACAGUUCUUUCAAGUAGAUUGAGUUUAAAAUGUUCUAUGACGUGAACUACAACUUUAAAAGUAGCAUUUAUAUUUAAAAAGCCAAGUAAAACUAGUUCAUAACCUUACUUUGUCUAAUGUAAAACUGAAUAAGAAUGCAUGUUUAACACAACUGUUUACAAUGUUUGCUUACAGUAUGCAAUAACAAAAUACAAACUGGAGUUAAGUGAAUCUCACUGAACUAUAGUGUCAAAAAAUGUGGGAAAUUACUUUUGAAUGUUAAAUCCUGAACUUCAACUUCUAA